AUGGUAGUAGAGGUGAAUCCCAUCGUGGUGGUACAGGUCCUGUCCAUCCUCGGGUUCUACCUGAUUUCCAACCUUCUUUCGCGGAAGGGUAAUGCCAGUGGAAGGGACGCUCCGCUACCCCCUGGACCGAAAGGAACGUUCUUCGCAGGUGUGAAAGCCCAACUACCCACUUCAGAGCCUUGGAAAACCUACGCGUCAUGGGGGAAAAAAUAUAACUCGCCAAUAAUUCUAUUCCGGGUAUACAACCGCUCAUUGGUAGUCCUAAGUACCAACUCCGCGAUUCAAACCCUCCUCAACCAACGUGCAGAGCUAUACUCCCACCGGCCCAUGUCUUGGAUGUAUAACACCAUCUGCGGGCGGGGUCAAGCCAUCUUCCAGAUCUCCCCCACCGACGCGACUCAUAAAACCUAUCGGAGGCUCUUACAAACGGAGCUGGGGGUGCGCGGUACGAAGAUGUAUGCGGGGGUCAUCCAAGAAGAAUUGGGAAAUUUGGUGGAAGGGAUGCGAAGUAACCCGGUGCGGUGGGUUGCCCAUGUCCAAAGGAAUGCGAGCGCGGUGAUUAUGAAGGUCGCGUUUGGGUAUACUGUGAAAGAGGACGACGCGUUCAUUGCGAUUGCUGAUGAGGCUUCGAGAAUAUCAAGUCGGGCGAUGCAGCCUGGUAAAUGGCUUGUUGAUUAUUAUCCUCUCUUGCGUUUUGUGCCAGCCUUUUUCCCUGGGGCUGGGUGGAAGAGACAAGGCCUGCGUUGGAGGGAGAAAUUGUGGCACCUGUCCGAGAUCCCACACCAGUGGGUCAAAAGUCAGAUGGAAAAAGGAGAUUACACCGACUCAUUCACCUCCCGGCUGCUCCAGCGCGACGACAACGAACCACUAACCGCAGAAGAAGAGAACACGAUAAAGUGGUGCGCAGGCGGAUUGUACGCUGGCGCUGGAGACACAACCGUGUCUGCUCUUAUCUCCUUCGUCCUUCUCAUGUCGCUACAUCCAGAAGUAGAAAGGAGAGCCCAAGCUGAACUAGAUGCCUUACUCGGUGCAGAACACCUUCCUACCCCAUCGGAUACUGAACACUUACCCUACCUGCAUGCGAUACUGAAAGAAGUCUUGCGUUAUGCGCCGGUUGGCAACCUCGCUCUUCCACACCGUGUCAUUGAAGAUGACGAAUACAUGGGAUACAGAAUCCCCAAGGACGCAACCGUCAUAGCGAAUGUCUGGGCUGUGAUGCAUGACCCUGAACUAUACCCAGACCCAUUCACGUUUUCCCCAGAUAGAUUCACAGCUUCCGAUACGGCACGUCAACCUGACCCACGGCAGUUCGCGUUUGGCUUUGGCAAACGUGCUUGUCCAGGAAUUCAUUUCGCUGAGACGACGAUGUUGGUAGCCAUGGCGGGUAUCCUGUCCCAGUUUGACAUUUCUUUGCCACACAGGGGGGCCCCUCCACCUUUGGUAGAGUUUACGACCGGGAUUACAAGUCAUAUUAAGCCAUUUGAGAUUAGCAUCGUGCCCAGGGCGAUGCAAUGA
Messenger RNA from Laccaria bicolor S238N-H82, 1515 nucleotides. RefSeq lists its product as uncharacterized. NCBI's taxonomy places the organism in Eukaryota, Fungi, Basidiomycota, Agaricomycetes, Agaricales, Hydnangiaceae. The record is from RefSeq and is a predicted model, not a curated record. Gene Ontology annotation, molecular function: iron ion binding; monooxygenase activity; heme binding. The transcript is spliced from 10 exons. Bases 1 to 1515 code for a protein of 504 amino acids.